GAAAAAAAAAAAAACUGUGGAGAGAGAAAAACGAACGAGCACGAAGACGAAGCAGGAAACCAUUUUUACAAACUCCAAAAGCACCACGCACGGAUAUACAUAUACAUAUUCAUGCGUAUACACGCACGCACAUCUUAAUAUAUACAUUUUGGUAUUGCAUAAUAUUCCUGCUCCCAUACGAGAUUCAAACGCGUCUAUGGCUUCAUGUAAUUCUAGGGCAAGCGUGUUCCCUGCUCUGAAUUGAGGUCCCUUUUGCCAUCAAAACCUAACCCUAGGAUUCGCUGCGACAUUCCUGGAAGAUCCAUUUCUUGCCCUAGAUUGCAAUUCGAGCUUUAUAUUUCACAAUUCAGGCUUGCAUUAAUGGGAGGUGAGUAAUUGUUGCUGUUAAGCCGUUAGGGUGGUAAUGCAUGGAUGUGAUACAAGAUCUGUUCUUGUAGUCAAUGCCGAGGUUGAUUCGAUGGGAGGAGUUGGUAAUGAUACCAAAACCUCUCCACGGAGAGCAGCUAUUGAGAAAGUUCAAGAAGAACUUAGACAGGAGUAUGAUGUCCUAGAGGAAAGGAGAAGAGAAUUGGAAUUUCUUGAGAAAGGUGGUGAUCCAUUGGAGUUCAAAUUUGGAAGUGCUGUUUCAGUUAGUGUCCAGUCCACCUCACUAACUGAUCAACAGUUAGAUCAGUUUGUGACCAGUGAGGCCAAAGGCAGUUUUGCUUUCACUGCUUCACCUCAUGGGGAUUCUGUUGAAAGUAGUGGUAGACCUGGGGGUACUCAGCUUUGUGAACCAAAUAGUGCUGAUAACCUCAUGCUAUUUGAUGGUGAAAAUGAAUUCAUUGAAGGUGAGCGGACAUCUAGAUGUCCUGGUAGGACUAAUAUUGCUCCUUUGGAGCAAUCAACCCAGAUGGAUGGAAAUCAAAAUGCCAGAGAAUUAGGGGGUUCUGCAGCUCUUGGCGCUCCAAGAAAAGCGUAUAAGCGACGUAACAGGACCAGGCCUAGUCGUGAUGGCGCUAGAUCAAAUUCAAAUGAUGCCCUAACUCGUGGUGGGCGUGGCUUUUCUUUGCCCUCACAUGGUGGCCCCACUGAUUCAAAAGGAUUGGUCUCUGAUGCAGAAAAACAGUGGGACCAGAACAUCACUGGGCAGCCUAACAGUCCAAAUGGUGGCGUGACCUCCAAGACUUUACCUUCUAAUAAUCAGGUUAUGGUAGAGUUGGACAGUAUGAAGGCUGCCAAGCCAACGACUGACUUGGUGAAAGUUAACCAGCUUAAUGAUGUGCCAGAUGUUAUCUUUUCUACAGAUAUAAUAAAUAACCAAAAAGAUCAACAGUCAGAAGGUGUUGCUCAAGAAAUUCCUAUCGAGGUGGCUCCUGAAGGACCAGAAUUGUUGUCAGAAAAGGAGAAGCUGGGUUCUGGAGGUCUUGAAAGUAAGCCGUGUUCAGAUAAGGCAAAGGUUGAUGAUCUAGCUAGGUCCAGAAAGAUAAAUGGGUUUAGUAGUGCAAAGGGUGAUAGGAAAAGCUUAUCAAAUGAUGGUCAAAACAGCAGUGCAGCAUUGGCCACAAAGGCUUUAGAUUCAGAGUCAUCUUGCACUCAGACCAGUCUUAGUCUUGAUGAAAGGAAUGACACUGAAAUCUUUACUGACCGAAGAAAUUUAGACUCAACUGGAAACAUGAAGGAUCAAUCCUCUGUUCCUCAAAGGACGUCAGCUUUAGAAAGCGAUAUUGUUAAAGAUGUGAAAGAGAGCAAAGCUGAUGGAAUUUGUGGUUUUGUUAGUGAGGAAUGCAAUUCAUUGCAUAAGAAUCAUCAGGAGAAUGGAUUUGGACCAACACCAACAGAAGAAUUUGUUAGAAAUGAAUCUAGUUUGCAAAAUGAAAUAAAAGAUGAUGUUGUCAUUGAAGGGAAAGAAUCAAUUGGUCCUGCUGUAUCAGAAACUGAGGGGAAGCCUAGUGUUCCUAUAAGUGACAAUUCCAAAAAUCAAGAUGACAAUGUCUGCAAUGUUGACCAUCAGGGCUCUUUUGAUUCCUCUGUUCCACAUCCUUCAAAAGCUGCACCACUGGUUGGAAUUUCAACUGUUGCCCAUGAAGGACAACAAUCUGAGAUCAACAUAAAACUUGUUACUAAAGCUGAUGAAGAUUCAAUCUUGGAAGAGGCACGGAUCAUAGAGGCAAAGCGUAAGAGGAUCACAGAGUUAUCUGCUGUAACUACCCAAAUGGAGAGUCGCAGCAAAUCUCACUGGGAUUUUGUGCUUGAAGAGAUGGCAUGGCUGGCAAAUGAUUUUAUGCAGGAGCGUCUUUGGAAGAGAACAGCUGCUGCUCAAAUGUCUUACCGAGCUGCCUUUACCUCUCGGUUAAGAUUUCAAGAACUCAAUGACAGUUCAAAGCAAAAAAUGGUAGCUCACACCUUAGCAAAGGCUGUCAUGGAUUUUUGGCAUUCAGUGAAGGGAAACAAAAAAGUGGAGCUGCAAUGUCCUAGAAAAGCUUUUGGUCUCACAAUUCAGGAUUAUGCUAUGAGAUUUCUGAAGUGUAAUAACUUUGAUGUUCCGGACAGCCAGGCUGAAGCUCCUGCAACUCCAGAGAGAGUGUCUGACGUGGCAAUUGUGAACAUGUCCUGGGAAGACAAUUUGACAGAAGAAAAUCUCUUCUAUACUAUACCAUCUGGUGCAACUGAAACCUACCGAAAAUCUAUUGAAUCUCAUGUUCUGCAAUGUGAGAAAACUGGCACAAUCAUGCAAGAGGAAGUUGAGACAUCUGCUUGUGAUGCUGUUGCAGAUCCAGAAUUUCAAGAUUAUGCAUAUGAAGAAGAUGAGGGGGAAACAACAAUGUAUGAUAUGCCAGUUGCCUUUGAUGGUAACAAGUCUUCUAGAUUUUCACAAAAGAAGAGGAAAAAACAUUUGCGCACAUACAGUGGAAGAUCAUACGACAUAGGUGCUGAUUUGUCAUUCACUCAGUGCAUGGAAAAUAAAGUAGGGAGCCAACAAUCUGUGCCUCAGGCUAAACGCCACACCAGCAGUCUUAAUGUGUCCUUUCCAACAAAACGUGUUCGGACUUGUUAUCGGCAAAGAGUUCUUAGUCCUUUUAAUGCUGGAACAUCAGGUCUUCAGAUGUCUACAAAGACAGAUGCCUCUAGUGAAACCAGUUCAUUUCAAGAUGAUCAGAGUACUUUGCAUGGUGGAUCACAUGUGCCAAACAAUUUAGAGGUUGAAUCUCUAGGGAAAUUCGAGAAGCAUCUAAAGUUUGAUUCUGCUGAAGUAUCUAUGAAACCUAAAAAGAAGAAAAAAGCAAAGUUUCUGGGUUCAUAUGAACAGAGGUGGACUGCUGAUUCGAAUUUCAAAAAUGAACAGGGGGAUUAUUCCAGAAAGAGGUUAGAGAGUCAUCAAUUUGAGUCUAAUGGUGGCAGUGGUCUAUUUGGUCAGCACAUUCCAAAGAAACCAAAGAUAAUGAGGCAAUCACUGGAAAGUUCUUUUGAUAAUAUUUCUCCAAUUUCUGGAUCUGUCCCAUCCCCAGCUGCAUCCCAAAUGAGCAAUAUGCCCAGCUCCAAUAAAUUUACAAGAAUGCUUACUGGCCGUGAUUUAAGUAGGAAGGCUAAAAGUUUGAAGAUACCUGCUGGACAGCCUGGUUCAGGAAGUCAAUGGUCACCAUUUGAGGACCAGGCACUAGUUGUUUUGGUGCAUGACAUGGGUCCAAAUUGGGAACUUAUAAGUGAUGCUAUAAACAGCACUUUGCAAUUUAAGUGCAUAUACCGCAAACCUAAAGAAUGUAAAGAUCGCCAUAAAAUACUAAUGGAUAAAACUAAUGGUGAUGGGGCUGAUAGUGCUGAGGAUUCAGGAUCUUCUCAACCUUAUCCUUCAACAUUACCUGGCAUUCCCAAGGGGAGUGCUAGACAAUUGUUUCAGCGCUUGCAGGGGCCAGUGGAAGAGGAUGCUCUCAAAUCUCAUCUUGAGAAAAUCAUCUUGAUUGAGCGGAAAUAUCAGCUUCGCAAGACUCAGGGUGAUAACCAGGAUCAAAAACCAAUCCAGCAAGCUCACAGUUCUCAUAUAAAUGCUCUUUCACAAGCUGUUCCAAAUAGCCCGAAUGUUAUUUUGACGCCUCUGGACCUGUGUGAUGCACCUUCAUCUAGUCUGGACAAUCCUCCUCUUGGAUACCAAGGUCCACAUUCAAGUGGAUUAACUGUUUCAAGUCAGGGUGCUUUGGGGUCAAUGCCUCCUGCUUCUGGUGCAAAUUCUGCAACAAUGCAAGGGUCUCCAAAUGUGAUUCAUGGAAAUAACUUUCCGUCAUCUUCAAGUCCACUAAAUGCAGCUGUCAGGGAUGGUAAAUAUGCUAUAUCUAGAUCUGCAUCUAUACCAGUUGAUGAACAACAAAGAAUGCACCAUUAUAAUCAACUUCUACCUGGGAGAAACAUACCCAUUUCAUCUGCUCCUGGAGCUUUUCCAGGGCCUGAUCGUGGUGGUGUCCGCAUGCUACCCAGUGGAAAUAGCAUGGGGAUUAUCUGUGGCAUUAACAGAGGCAUGCCAACACCUAGGCCUGGCUUUCAGGGAAUUGCCUCACCAUCUAUGCUGAAUUCUGGGACUAUGACUUCUUCUGGUAUGGUAGCAAUGCCAAACCCUGUAAAUAUGCACUCUGGAGUAGGCUCUAGUCAGGGCAACUCAAUGUUGAGACCUCGCGAAAACUUGCAUAUGAUGCGGCCUACCCAAAAUCAAGAUACUCAGAGGCAGAUGAUGCUUGCUGAGCUUCAGAUUCAGGCCUCACAAGUAAACAGCCAAACAGUACCUCCAUUUGGGGGGUUAACUACCUCAUAUCCUAACCAGACUGCCUCUCCACAUGUUCCAACAUACCCACCUCAUCAUCAGCAGGCUCAAUCGCCACAUAUGCUUAGUCCUCACCAUUCUCAUGUUCAAGGUGCCAACCAUGCCACCAACUCACAGCAACAAACUUACGCAUUGCACUUGGCAAAAGAGAGGCAACUGCAACAGCGACUUAUGCAGCAAAAGCAGAAGUUUGGUUCGUCAAAUUCUUUGAUACCGCCUGUACAGCAACACCAACUCCCUGUAUCAUCCCCAUUGCAAAGUCCCCAACCACCUGUAUCACUUUCUCCUCUGACACCAACUUCCUCAGUUCCACAGAAUCAGCUGAAACAUCCUAUGUUGCCUCAUGGCCUUGCCCGAAGUGCUCAAAGUGGGGGCAGUGGUCCAACUAAUCAGUUGAACAAGCAACGGCCACAUCAGAUACAGCAACAGCAGCCACUCCAACAAACUAGCAGGAAUCACCCUCAGCAGCGGCAGCCGAAUGCUAAACUUUUGAAAGGAGUAGGGAGGGGGAACACACUGAUGAACCAGAACAUGCAGAUUGAUCCCUCUGUGUUGAAUGGAGUCUCUUCAAAUUCAGGGAUCCUAGCCUCAGAAAAAGGUGAUCAGAUGACAAACUCGAUGCAAAAUCAAGGAUUGUAUCCUGGGUCAGCAGUAAACCCUGCUCAGCCUACAAAAUCAUCCACAGCCCCUAAUUCUAAGAUGCAACAGCCUCAGCAAAAGAUAUAUUCUGGCCAAACUGCUUCAUCAACGAAUCCUCACCAACAGACUUCUCAUCCUGAUAAUAUGAGUAAAGGUCACGGUCUUCCAACUGCAUCAGGCUCAACAUCACCUGCUUGCCAUCAAUCUAUUCCAACGCCAGUCAUUAGUUCUUCCAAUCACCAACCUGUUCCACAUUCACAGCCUCUCGUGCAGACACAGAAAAAUUUAGUAAAUCAAAGUCAUCCUACUUCCAAGAGAAUGGUGCAACCAAGCCGCUUGAUGAACUCUGAACCAUUGAACAAGCUACAUGCUGGUGAAUCUCAGUUCAAUCAGCAUACUGCAAGCAACUCUUCUCCUAUUGGUACAAUGACAGCAACAGCUAGGGAGUGCAACAAUGCAACUAAUGCGGCACCUGUUGUUUCUUCUAAUGUUUCCCAGUGGAAGGCUGCUGAACCAUUAUUUGAUUCCAUAGGGUCUGUGCCAAAUACUGCUGCUGGUGGUGAGCAUUCUUCUCAAGUUGGCCAGGGGUUAAGACAGAAGCAAUCUUCAGGCAACUUGUCCCCUGCGGGGCAUGAUGCUAGCAUGCAAUGGAAGCAGCCCUCCCACUUGCAAACCCACUCACCUGUUCACCAACCACAGCAACAAUUGUAGCUUACACCCUGAAACAUUUUCCAGCAGCUGCAGGUUCUGCUCUGCAAUCAGGGAAUAGCAGUUGUAUGCCUGAUCCCAGUGAUUGUGGACUGGAUUGAUGUGCACUUGACAAGAUUGGAGGUAAUUCCAAUGGUGGCUGGUCAUACCCCUAAUUGGGUCGGCAUGCCUUCAAAAUCACAGUGUACAGGUGAAGUCCAGGUUUUGCUAGACUAGGGAUGUUGACAGGCAAACUCUUGGGUUUUGUAUAUUUUUUGCCCUUGAAUCUAAGGAAGAUAGUGCUAGAUAAAGAGGUAUGUGUACAGGGUAUCAUCUAUGUUUUUUUUUUAAACCUUUUUUUUUUUCCCAAAAUCCUUGGUUGCCCUAUUGUAUCUAUGUGGGCUCUUUUUUGCUUUGGCUUAUGUUAUCUCUGUAGUUGAUCCCAUGUAUUAUUGCUACUUUGAAUUGAGGGGUAGCUAUAAUUUCUAUAGCGAAAUGGUGUUGGAAAUUGUGAAUAUUAGUGUAUACUUUGUACUAUUGCGUAGCCAAGUAGUAAGUAGUAAUAGACUACUGGGAGCCAGCCAGCCAGGCUGUGCAUUUGUUGUAAAUUGUUAUGGUGAUUCUUCUUCUUCUUCUUCAUAUGGGAUGGAUGCGCGCAUGCUGCCAGCUUGCUUCAAUGUGCAUUUGACAAUAAAUAAUCAGCGAGAGAUUGAUUACGUUUCUUCUUUUAA
Ipomoea triloba (trilobed morning glory) is the source of this 6846-nucleotide messenger RNA. RefSeq names its product chromatin modification-related protein EAF1 B-like. Gene Ontology annotation, cellular component: NuA4 histone acetyltransferase complex. The coding region runs from base 404 to 6139 and encodes 1911 amino acids. The record is from RefSeq and is a predicted model, not a curated record. The transcript is spliced from 23 exons. NCBI's taxonomy places the organism in Eukaryota, Viridiplantae, Streptophyta, Magnoliopsida, Solanales, Convolvulaceae.